Molecule: messenger RNA, 306 nt
Organism: Pieris macdunnoughi
Lineage: Eukaryota; Metazoa; Arthropoda; Insecta; Lepidoptera; Pieridae
Source: the annotation of a GenBank genome assembly
AUGGUGAAUUUAAAACCGGAAAUUUCUGAUGGUUUUGCUAACUCACGUCGUAAUCAUCGCAAUUUUGGUUAUAGAUUUGGUAGGAAUCGUGAAGAGAAAAAACAAGUACCCAACGGUCUGUUACAAUUAGAUGCCUUGGCACAAAGAUCAGUGGUUUUAAUGGAAAAGCACGGAUCGACUUCAAACAACAAUUACCAUGUAGCGAUGGAUCUUUUGCGUUUGCAAUACAACCUGAACUUUAUCGUUCUCUGUGAACAGUGCAACGGACCGCACGCAGUUGACGAGAUAUUAGCUCCAGAACGUUAA